CACCUUUCCAGGAAGGAGCUGCAACAAGGACCAGCCCUUUUCUCCGUCCCUCCUUGGUUUCAAGGCAGCAAAUGAUCCUCUGAGUCCGGGCGGGGAUUGUUGAUACAGGAAAGGUUUACCGAAGGUCAGAUUUCCCUCCGCGAGGAGUUGAAAGGAGUGGCUUCAAGGGGGUUUCCCCAACACAGGAAGCCCUUGGGGAGCCCAGCCUGGACUGGAAGGCAUUAAAUUAAAGAGUGCCUUCCAGGAGAUCAAACUUGGAUUUCGUUUUUCUCUCCAAGCAGCACCCAGGAAGGGGUUUUAUCCCUGCUGUAGAUAUGACUCAAAUACCAGGAUCUUUUGCACCUCCUCUCUAUGAAGAUGUGACCAGUGGUGAAGUAAACCAGUUCCGUUCUCAUGAAGGUGAACAACCCACAAGCCAAAGGAACUGGAGUGCUACUGCCAUUUCAGAAGAUGUUGCUAAAGAAGUGUUUGCUCAAUAUGCAGCAAGUCAAUGCUGCUACAGCAAAGAUCCAGCCAAAGAGAUGGUGAUUUCUGAUUCCAAGUCAUUAAAUACAUACAGAUAUCGUUUGGAGACUUUCAGUGAAUCAAGGACUUGUAAAUGGAAGACAGUACCUUAUAGGGAUGAACCUGUUGAUCCCAGUCUGCGGGCCCAUGCUCCUUACCCUUGGGAUGUCCAAGUGGAGGUUUCUCCCAUGUUUAAAGAACAGAAGAAGAAAGUCAUGGUACCCCGUACAUCAUCAGUAAAGGUUUGUGGAAGGUGCCAUGGUCGGGGUAAAGUUACCUGCGGCCAUUGUCAUGGAAGUGGACGGGUGGAUAGCACCAUUGGAGAUCAACAAACAACCAGCAUGUGUUCUUCUUGUGGUGGUUCAGGAAGAACAAGAUGCAGCACAUGCGCAGGAAAAGGAAAGCUGCUGACAUACCUUCAGAUAAAAAUAAAAUGGAAAAAUAACAUUUUUGAAUAUGUGAUGGAUCAUGGCAGUGGGUUUCCAAUAAAGCAUUUCGACAAAGUUUGUGGACAAGAAAUGUUAUUUGAUGAGCAACGCAUGGUUUCUCCAGUUAGGAAUUUUUCAGAAAAUAUCUUAAAUGAAGUCUCUCGGAGAGCUGUUGAACAACACCGAGCUCAGUUCAUAACAGGAAGACAAGAGCAUCAUGAACAUGGAACUGCCACCUGGAAUGCAAUUGAGCACCCUCAAGCUCGGUUUGAACCCACAAUGAGCAUUCGGAGGCAGAAGCAAACAAUUGAAUUGUUAUACCUUACCAGAGUGGAAUAUGAGUGGCAUGGCAAGCACUAUUCUUACUUCGUUUACGGAAAUGAACAGAAGGUGUAUUCAGAGUAUUAUCCCAAAAGGGGGUGCUGCUCUGUGAUGUGAUUUAUGGACCUUCCAACUAAACUCUCUUGUUCACAAAUUUUGCAUGAUUGUUCUUCCUCCCUUAGUAGUUUCUAUGAAGGUUACUGUUCUUUCUCAAAAGGCAUAUUUUGCUCAGCAAAUAAAGAAAAGUAUUAUGUUUAUGUUUAUUUAUACCCUGAUUUUUCCUUCCACAAAGGAGACUCAAAGUGGAAAACUCCAAUUCCGAUUAAGGAAUAUCAAUCUGUAAUACCCAGUUCGAUAUCAAUAGAAAUCCACUUUGGGAUAUAACAGUCAGAAAUGGAGCAGAUUAUAUAUCCUUCCUUCUCUCUCUCUCUUUCUCUCUGUAUCCCUCCCUUCUGAAACAGGAUUACAUUUUGAGGAAUACCUUAGUAAGAUUAAGAACAAGAAAUCAAAUAUUUCUUUUAGCCAACCACUUCAUAAGGCACAAUUAUUCCUUUAAGGAUCUGCAAGUCGAGGUACUGGAUAAAUAUUUUCCCUGAAGAAGAGGAAGGCAAAUAGAAUGCAAUCAAAUUUUGGGAGCAGGAGUGUCCUGACCAAAGCUGUAAGGAGAAUCUUUAGUUAAUUCCUUUACUUUUUGUUUCAGACAUCUGUGUAGACUCAGGUAAAAGUAAACUACUGCAGCCAUCGUGCCUUAUCAUGUGUGCCAUCUUGACCACACACUCUGAUGUUGUUUGGCUACACAGUUUCUAAUUUUCAUUUAUGAAAUAUUGGAGGGUAUAGUGACACUAUAAUAUUAUUUCCUUCUCUAACAACUUCCAGCUGCUAAUAAAAAAAAACAAUUGCCAUUUAAAGGACACUGUUUCCAGAUCUCUGCAGGCAGAAUUGUUUAGAUUAUGUAUCACUUACAGAUUUUUAUUUUUGUAUAAGUUAAUUCAUGUAAAUAUGAUUUUGUAUGUAUUUUUGUACAUAUCUAAUUUAUGACUCUUAUAUAACUACUAUUUUAUGUGUAUAUUUUAGAUUUAACCCUUCUAUAAAUUGAGAUUUCUUUUUAAAAUUAAGUUGAAACUAAACUUUCUUCUGACUGUGACUGACAUUUUGUAAUUUUGGACAAAUAAUAUAUUAUUGCCUACUGUUUGUUUUUUUAAAUUUUUCUAGUGGUACUACUUUUCAAAAAUAUUAUUAAUAAAUUUACAAAAAAUA
Anolis carolinensis (green anole) is the source of this 2510-nucleotide messenger RNA. RefSeq names its product protein SSUH2 homolog. The coding region runs from base 315 to 1370 and encodes 351 amino acids. The record is from RefSeq and is a predicted model, not a curated record. The transcript has 13 exons. Lineage: Eukaryota; Metazoa; Chordata; Lepidosauria; Squamata; Anolidae. Gene Ontology annotation, molecular function: heat shock protein binding.